Messenger RNA from Morus notabilis, 2958 nucleotides. RefSeq names its product protein DENND6A. Bases 390 to 2417 code for a protein of 675 amino acids. Gene Ontology annotation, cellular component: recycling endosome. The record is from RefSeq and is a predicted model, not a curated record. Gene Ontology annotation, molecular function: guanyl-nucleotide exchange factor activity. NCBI's taxonomy places the organism in Eukaryota, Viridiplantae, Streptophyta, Magnoliopsida, Rosales, Moraceae. The transcript is spliced from 4 exons.
UUUGGGUACACUAGUUUUAAAGCGCACACGUAUAUCCAUCUUCCAAUUCUUACAACGAAAAGUUUCUAUUGUUCUUCAACAUUAUUUAUUUAUUUAUUAUUAUUAUUUUUUUUUAGAAAUUUCGUUGCGACCCAUUUGCCUCAGAACAAUUGGGUACACAGACCUUGCUGAUCCAGAUUGGUUUCGUGCGAGAACUGGGAUUUCGAAUUCAGGAUUUGAUUUUGUUCUUCACAAGUAUUUAAGUGGAGGGGGAGAAACCAACAGGAAAAGUUUGUUUUUUUCCCUCUAGAGGAUAUGGAAAUCUCGGAAAUUUUGUAGUCAAAAUGGUGGCUGAAGAUGAUGGGGAAAGGGCCUCUGAUCGAUAAAGUUGUGUGUUGAAAUUAUUGGAAAUGAGUCGGUCUCCUUCGUUUUCAGUGAAGUCGGAACUCAGUCCAAAGCUUGAUCCAGAAUCUUUGCAGCAAUGGGUUGUGGCAUUUUGCAUUAUAAGAUUUGAUCUAGAACAGGGUCAGCUCAUUGAAGAGUGUUAUCCACCUGGUUGUCUUACACAGGAGGAGGAGCUCGAAAUUGCCUUCAGUUCAUUCCCAGAUUCUGUUUCCCAGCAUCAGAACCGUUCGAGCAUUCAUGAUUGUAUGUUCUUUUUCCGGUUUCGAAGGCCAGAGAAUUCUCAAACAGGUAAUGUGUCUUCCACCAAUACCGGCGCAACUGACAAGGAGUUAUCUCCCAAGUCUGCGGACAGAGGAUUUCUUAGAAGGUUGAAAAGCAGCAAUAAUGUUUAUGGUUCUAGGUACAUGUAUGGUUAUGUCUUCAAUAGAGAGAGACAUGAUGAGAGGUUAAAGCGAGGUGGGGAGCAAAAAUCUGUGGUAAUUCUGUCUCAUAGUCCGUACUCUAGUGUGUUUAAACCUUUGUUACAGAUAAUGGGUCCUUUAUAUUUCGACAUCGGAAAGAAAGCUCUUGAACAUAUUGCUGCUUAUGUAUCGAUAUGGCCUGCUCCGGUACCUGGUAAGCUUAUGGAGCUUCCUAUUGGGAAUGCCAUGCUUAAAGUGAACUUGCCGCCUGCUCACAGCUUGCCCUUGGAAAGUGGGAUUUCGUUUGAAGAAUCUCCUUCUUCUAUGGCUCCUUUUCUUCCUACUAAUCAGUCAGUUCCUCAGGGUCUGUUUCAUGAUUCGGAUAUUUUUGGUACCUUCCGUGGUCUUCUAUUGCAGCUUUGGGUUUUGUGGGAGUUGUUAAUUGUUGGUGAGCCCAUUCUGAUCAUCGCUCCAACUCCACCACAGUGUUGUGAGGCUGUGGCCAGUCUUGUGAGUUUGGUUGCACCUCUACUUUGUAGUGUCGAUUUUAGGCCCUAUUUCACCAUCCACAACCCGGAGUUCGUCAACCUCAAUUCUCUUAAAGAAGGAGAUGCAUUUCCUCCUAUUAUUUUGGGGGUGACUAAUCUCUUUUUCCUUAAAUCACUGCGCAACAUCCCCCAUAUUAUUUCGGUUGGAAGCCCUGCUCCUAAUUCAAACCGCCUUGCCCUUUCCAAUAGGUCCUCUACUGGCCGAAUUCCUGGCAAAUCAGAGGGAUUUGGUUUUCAACAGCUUUCCUUGAAAAAGUUCUCUCCUUCAAGCUUGUUAAAUGCUGUGAAGUUGAGGCGGGAUGGUCCCCUUUGUCUCAUGACGGAACAUAAGGAAGCCAUAUGGAGCACUUAUGCAGCAACGACUAAGCCAGACACUUCUAUACUGAAUAGACUUAUUGACGCUGGCAUGUCACCUAGGAUUGAAGAGUCAAUGUCAGUUGUUAAUAAUGAGAUAUUGCGGCGGCAUUUCUUGGAGCUCACUACCAACUUCUUGGCUCCUUUUGGGCCGUACUUUAGGACCAUCACUCCUUCAGAAGGAUCUUCUCCAUUUUUAGACCCUCCUCCGUUUCCUCCAUUCAGUUCUGAUGAAUUUCUAUCAACCUUAUCGGCAAGAGGCCCUGGGAAGUUCUUGUCAAAGCGGAUGACAUCUAAUUGGCUGGACUUAUAUAGGCGGUUUUUAAAAGGACCUAACUUUAUGCCAUGGUUUCAAAGAAGGCGUGCUGUUGCUGAACAAGAACAACAUAGACUGUGGAGGCAGGCGAGAAUGAAUGCGGACAUACAACAGUUAAUAUCUAAGAUGUCUGAAUUGGAAAUAGUUGAUUCCUUUAAUGCAAUUGAAAGGCAUAUUAUUGGAGAAAUACAGCUGCAGAAAUCUGGAAAGGCCAGUGCAGAUUCCACAGCGGCUUAUCAAAAACUAAAGGGAGAUCUACAGGCAGUGUUCAAUGUGCUUCCGAAGGAUAUGCAACAGCUUCUGCUUCUAAAUCCUGAAAAGGCAGCUCAUCUUCAAGGAAGUCCGGAACAUACAAAACUUCCUGGGCGCCCACUCAUACAAGUUGGAGUUAUGUCGUCAAUUUUGCCUAGGUAAUAUGCAGAACACGGCUUAAGCUGAGUCAGUUAGCAUCCGCUGUGCUGGUUAAAUGACAACAUAUGUGAGAAGUCCAUGGCUUCCCUCUGUUACUGAAAAAAAAAAGCAUUCCCUCGUCAGGUACUUAAUCCACGCGCCAUCCUUAUUCUUUACAAAUACAGUUAUCCACAUUGUAACAUUUGCAGUUUCUUUUCGACUUUUUAUCUUGCUGCGAAAGGAAAAGAAAAAAAUCGGAGUAGCUGUUGACUGUUGUAUGAAACUGCGGGUACUCUUAAAUUAUUCAGCUUCUCAGUUAACUGGAGAUAGUUUAUCUUCUUCUCAACCAACCAAGAAAGGUGAUUUUGUUUUUCUUUAAUGGUUUUCUGGGAGCCACUAGUUGCUGUCAUCAAGAGUCGAGAAUUAUUCGUGUUAUGUAAUUUUUUUUCCUUUUCUUAAUUCUCAAAUUGUCUGUAAGCUAGUAGCUUAAUAUAGCAAUGACUAUGGGAAAAAAUUCCCAAGGUGUAGAUGUUGUAAAUUCAACAAUAUUUGUUUCACUCUUUGC